CCGCAGGUGUGUGCUCUCCGCGUGCUGCUAUAAGUGUGUCGGGUGGCUGUGUGUGUAGUUGGUGAUCCUCCACACACCUGACCUACUUCACGUGUGUUGUGUGCUCCAGUGCUAUCAUCGUGUGCGAACAUACAAAACAAAAUAUGAGAUGUUUUCUGAGAAUAAUUUGACCUACGCAUAUUUGUUUUUAUUCAACCACAAUCUUGGUCGCAUCAAAGGGCAGACUACUGAAAUCAACAAGAUACUUUUUUUAAAAUAAAAAAAAAGCUUCAUUUACUUCAAAGAGAUCAGGAGAUUAAAAACUAUUUUUAAUAUUUAAAAUUUUAUCAAACGAAUCAACUAAGAUAAAUUUAAAUGUUUAACAAAACAUGAAGUAGGACAACCUAGGUCAUGUCUGACAAUGACGGUCCAGAGAAAGGGGGAGGGGAGGCGGUGGAGGACCUCGAGUGUAAGGGGGAGGAGAGGAAGGGGGAGGAGAGGAAGGAUGAGACGGCGGAGGGAGAGAGGAAAGGGGAGGAUCACGAGCUAACGGAGGAGGAGAGAAAGAGAGCAGAGCUGCUCAUCCCGGAGAAUCUUCAGCGCCUGCUAGCCGACGCCCUGACCUACCAGUCGCCCGUCCAGUCGCUCAGGACCAUCGUACGGUGUGGCGGGGACGUCAACGGGCCGGUCAAGAGGGGGCUCCGGCCCCUGCACUACGCCGUCCACUCUGGGUAUGUGGAGGGGAUCCAGUUCCUGUUGGAGCAGGGGGCGGACGUCAACGCCCCUGAUGAUAUAGGGUAUAGGCCCGUACACCUGUGUGCUAGGAAGGGCCUGCUGGAGCCCCUGAAGAUGUUGAUUGACCACGGAGCUCAGGUCCAUUUCUUUGUCGAGGAUGUCGAGAACGCUGACCCGUCCAGGCACCUGGGAUAUCUGACCAUUGAGCCCCUCAACAUGGCGCUAGAGAACAACCACGUGGAAUGUGCCAGACUUCUGCUGUCCAGCGGGGCCAAGCCGGACAACCACUACUUCCUGGGCUACGAGAUCAACCUGGUGCCCCUGGAGAACCUGGACUGCAUGAAACUGCUGCUGGAGUUUGGUGCCGACCCCAACGUCUUCAGCCGCUGCGGCCUGUCCCCCCUGAUGAAAGCCUGCAGACAACACAACAUGCGCGUCACCAGACUGCUGCUAGACCACGGUGCCGACCUUGAACUUCAGCCAAGUUCAAGGUUCGAGCAGAAAACAGCCAUCCACUACGCCGUACAGUCUGGCAGUACCGGCAUCACCAACGCUCUGUUGAGGCGUGGGGCGGUGGUUGGCCGACCCCCGGGGUACAGGUACUCAGCCCUGCACACCGCCAUCACGUGCGACAACCCGGACAUGUGUGAGCUACUGCUCCGGUGGGAGGCGCACGUGGAGGAGGUGACCGACGAGAACUCCACCCCCCUGCAGUUGGCCUGCGCCACCCCCGGGCUCAAGCACCGGCUGGACAUCGUCAAGGUUCUCCUCCAGUACGGGGCCAACCCCAACGCCAACGCCCCCUUCCUGUCCUACAGCAGCCCCUUCCUCUCCCCCCUCACGGAGUACAUGCGCUGCGAGACGGAAGAAGUUCAGUAUGACGUCAUCCACGCGCUGAUCCUGUACGGCGCUAAAGUUCACUUCUGCGCCGCCUCGACCUCCAGCCGCGCUAAAGACCCGCACGGCAUCCUCCACUGCGUCCAGUACCUGAAAACCAAACCGGAAGUCUUCCACCUGCUGAUCAGCGCGGCCAAGGUGUUCGACGCCGACUCCAUCAAAGUCUACAGUAGCCUGUCGCCCGAGCAGAGGUUCACACUUCUCGCUGUGGCCGAGGCCCCGCGAGAUCUAAGAACGCUAACUCAUCUGUUUCUCAGAGACCACCUCAAGUCAAAACUCGUCGAGUGUGUUAGAGUUCUGCCCCUUCCCCGCCUCGUCAAACAGUUUCUGCUGUUUAACCCUACAUCCGGGUUCCUAGAUUCGCCCAAAGGGGAAGAAACUCCCCCACAUUAGCAUCAGCUGUACAUAGAGAGACAACCAUUUUAUUUAUAUCAAUCGUGCUGUGAUCUGUAAAGUCAACUUACCUCCCCUAUUUAUUCACAUUGUAAAUACAUUUCAUGAG
This is a messenger RNA of Physella acuta, 2113 nucleotides long. Its product is annotated as ankyrin-1. Gene Ontology annotation, molecular function: protein binding. NCBI's taxonomy places the organism in Eukaryota, Metazoa, Mollusca, Gastropoda, Physidae. The record is from RefSeq and is a predicted model, not a curated record.